AUGGCUGAGCCGACCAAGGCUUCCACGCAAGACCCGGAACUCCCUCCAUACGAGCAGUGGAAGUUGUGGCGAGAACGGCACACAAGUGAAGCUGACCCAAAGUACCGAGAUGAACAAGAAAAACGAAUUCACCCUCAGGGCAUUUUUCAGUACAGAGAUUUCGAAAAGCGCGAGGAAAGUACAAUGGGCCUGAUAGACGUCAAGUUCCAAGAGGUAAAUUUCACCAUAGCAAGCCCGCGUGUGGUCAUCAUCGGAGCUGGUUUCGGAGGCCUAUUGCUCGCAGUCCGCAUCAUACAAGCUGGAUUUUGCAUGGCCAAAGAUAUCAUGAUAUUGGACGAAGGAACAGAUUUCGGCGGCACAUGGAACUGGAACAGAUAUCCAGGCUUGAUGUGCGACAUCGAGAGCUACAUCUACCUGCCACUGCUGGAGGAAACGGGCUACAAACCAAGCGGAAAAUAUGUGAGCGGCGUUGAAAUCCAGCAACACGCUGUCCGUAUCGCCAAACAGUGGAAUCUUGUCGAUAGGACCUUCUUUGGAUUUGACGUUCGUUCUAUGGUUUGGAACGAGCGAGAUUCUUGUUGGGAGGUCGAAGCGGAUACACCACGCGGCUAUGCCCUAAUAGAAGCAAAUUUUGCCCUUUUCGCAACUGGGUUAUUGAAUACGCCCAAGGUGCCCGCGAUUGAGGGCCUGGACCAGUUCAAGGGAAAGGUGAUUCACAGCUCGCGCUGGGAUUAUACCUACACCGGAGGAAGUUGGGAGAACCCUGAGAUGGACAAGUUGAAGGACAAGCGGAUUGGGGUCAUUGGGACAGGGGCAUCUGCUGUGCAAAUCAUCCCAGAGUUAGCCAAGUAUGCAAAGGACGUGAUUGUCUUUCAACGAACCCCCUCCUCCGUGAGGCCGCGCAACGGUCAUGUUGUUCAUGACGAUAGCGAGUUUGAAGAGCUAGGAUGGCAGCGCAAGCGCAUGGAAAACUUCAAUGCGUUCCUCUCCAACGAACAUCCUCUCCCAGAGAAGAACCUUGUCAAUGACUCAUGGAGCAAUAUGCAGUCAUACAGUGUACUGAUUGGUGGUCCUUCCAACCUCGACGAGAAACAUUUGAAGGAAAUGCUCAAAAAAGACACGGAGAUACAAAAUGAAGUGCGAAAAAGGAUUUCGGACAUCGUGAACAGCCCAGAAACUGCAGAGUCCCUCAGUCCAUAUUACUAUGGAUGGUGCAAGAGACCGUGUUUCAGUGAUGUGUUUCUGCAAACAUUCAAUAAACCCAGCGUCAGUCUGGUCGACACCAAAGGCAAGGGCAUCGACGGUAUCAAUGAGCAAGGCAUCAUGGCGAAUGGAGCCAGUUACGACCUCGACGCAAUUCUCUUCUGUACUGGGUAUGGUUUGGGAAGCGCGGUUGAUCGUUCACGAUUUUCUAUCACCGGAAGAGGUGGCCAGUCUCUUCGGAAGAAGUGGCAUGAGAACGGUAUAGCCACUCUUCAUGGCGUCAUGUCGUGCGAUUUCCCAAAUCUCUUUUUCACCGGGCCAUACCAGACGGCGGCCACUGCAAACUACCUGUACAUCCUUGACCAGCUUGCAAUCCACGUUGCCUUCAUUCUAUCUCAGGCUGGGAAGCUGGCUGAGGCAUCAACCACUGACCUUGAAGCAUCCGACACCGACCUUGACGAACCCGCCGCGUUCACCGUUGAGCCCACGCGUGAUGGGGAAGAGCAAUGGGCCAAGCUUACAGGAGACAUGGCAUAUGGCCUGCAUGGCAGCCACUACCUUUGUACUCCGAGCUACCUUAACGCGGAGGGAUUGGUGUUCGGCAUGAGCAAGGAACAAGCGGAGAAAGUUUGGCGGGGUACCGUAUGGGGUAAAGGGGUGAAAGAUUACAUCAAUAGGCUGGAGAAGUGGAGGACUGAGAAAAUCGAGGAAAAUCUGAAGCUCACCUUCCUGGAUGAGCCAGUACCAAAGAAGGAGUGA
Molecule: messenger RNA, 1962 nt
Organism: Penicillium verhagenii
Lineage: Eukaryota; Fungi; Ascomycota; Eurotiomycetes; Eurotiales; Aspergillaceae
Product: flavin-containing monooxygenase
Exons: 1
Coding region: 1-1962 (653 amino acids)
Molecular function (GO): NADP binding; flavin adenine dinucleotide binding; N,N-dimethylaniline monooxygenase activity
Source: RefSeq, a predicted model, not a curated record